This is a messenger RNA of Juglans microcarpa x Juglans regia, 1390 nucleotides long. Its product is annotated as gibberellin 20 oxidase 1-D-like. Gene Ontology annotation, molecular function: gibberellin 20-oxidase activity. The transcript has 3 exons. The coding region runs from base 116 to 1276 and encodes 386 amino acids. Gene Ontology annotation, biological process: gibberellin biosynthetic process; response to light stimulus; unidimensional cell growth. NCBI's taxonomy places the organism in Eukaryota, Viridiplantae, Streptophyta, Magnoliopsida, Fagales, Juglandaceae. The record is from RefSeq and is a predicted model, not a curated record.
CUCUCUCUCUCUCUCUCUCUCUUAACCAAAGUUCUCUUCAUCUUCCAGUUGAUCUUAUAUAUACCAGAAAAUACUAAGUUCCUAGCUAUACGGUACUAAUUGUAUCUUGUCAAACAUGCCAAUGUAUCCUCCAACGGUAAACGAAACAAAGAAUGAACCCAAAACCCUGGUUUUUGAUGGAUCGAUUCUUCAACACGAGUCCAACAUACCGUCACAAUUCAUAUGGCCCGACCAUGAACAACCAAAGGCUGAGUUGCCGGAGCUUCAAGUUCCCCCUAUUGACUUGAAGGGCAUCUUCUCUGGAGACCCACUUGCAGUCUCCACUGCUUGUCGGCUAGUUAAUGAAGCAUGCAAGAAGCACGGCUUCUUUCUAGUUACAAAUCAUGGCGUCGAUUCAAGACUUAUAGCCAAAGCACACGAAUACAUGGACGACUUUUUUGGCAUGCAGCUCUCGGAAAAGCAACGGGCUCAGAGAAAGAUUGGUGAUCACUGUGGAUAUGCUAGUAGCUUCACUGGCAGGUUCUCCUCCAAGCUUCCAUGGAAGGAGACACUUUCUUUCCGAUAUUGUGCCAGUCUGCACUCUCCAAAAGUUGUCGAGGAUUAUGUCGUGAAUGUGAUGGGAGAAGAUUUUAGACCAUUCGGGAGUGUGUACCAAGAAUAUUGUGGAGCCAUGAGCACUCUCUCGCUAUUUAUCAUGGAGCUUCUGGGAAUGAGCCUAGGAGUUGGCCCGAAGUACUUCAGAGACUUCUUCGAGGAAAACGAUUCAAUAAUGAGAUUGAACUACUACCCCCCGUGCCAAAAACCGGAUCAAACUCUAGGAACGGGGCCACAUUGCGAUCCCACAUCCUUAACAAUCCUUCACCAAGAUCAAGUUGGUGGCCUUCAAGUGUAUGUAGAUGAAAAAUGGCACUCUAUUAGUCCCAACCAGGAUGCUUUGGUUGUCAAUAUCGGUGAUACAUUUAUGGCUCUAUCGAAUGGGAUUUACAAGAGUUGCUUGCAUAGAGCAGUGGUGAAUAACCGAGCCUUGAGGAAAUCAUUGGCGUUCUUUUUAUGCCCAAGUAGAGACAAGGUGAUCACUCCACCAAGAAGUUUGAUUAACGCUGAGAAUCCAAGGACAUACCCAGAUUUCACAUGGCCGACUUUGCUCGAAUUCACGCAGAAACAUUACCGGGCAGACAUGAAAACCCUUGAUGCCUUCUCGAACUGGCAUCAACCGAAUCACAAGGUUAUCCAAGAAAACAAAAACAAUGAUUUUGAACUGUCCGUCACCCGUUAGCUAGGUUGGCAUGAAGUCGCGGAGAGAGAGUGAGAUGAUAUUUCAGGAAAGGGAAUUGGUGCUCAAUUGGUGGUUCUGUGAGGAAAAAGGUGACAGAAACACCAAAAGGGAGGC